Molecule: messenger RNA, 2013 nt
Organism: Electrophorus electricus (electric eel)
Lineage: Eukaryota; Metazoa; Chordata; Actinopteri; Gymnotiformes; Gymnotidae
Gene: dnajc2
Product: DnaJ (Hsp40) homolog, subfamily C, member 2
Biological process (GO): 'de novo' cotranslational protein folding; regulation of translational fidelity
Cellular component (GO): cytosol
Molecular function (GO): ribosome binding; Hsp70 protein binding
Source: RefSeq, a predicted model, not a curated record
CCCAGCGAGACACUUGUGUGUGCGGCAGGCCCAUGUGGUAUGCUCACAUUUCCCGGCACAACAACGCCAAAAAUCUGCUAUAACUCACAUCUCAUAUGUUGACGUGUGAAUGCUCGUACGUCUGAAGAAUCCAAAAUGCUAAAAGAAGCAUUGGAAGGCCAAGUUACAGUCGUAUGCAACACCAUAGCCGCAUCGGUACAGCUGCAGGUGGAACCUGUGGGCCGCUGGUUUGAGGCCUUUCUUAAGCGCAGGAUUCGGAAUGUCUCCGCCUCGUUCCAGGAGCUCGAGGAGGAAGAGGAGUUGUCCGAGGAAGAAGAAGAUGAGGAAUUGCAACUGGAGGAAUAUCCCAUGUUGAAAACACUAGACCCAAAAGACUGGAAGAACCAAGAUCACUAUGCUGUACUGGGUUUGGCUCAUAUGAGGUACAAAGCAACUCAGAAACAAAUCAAAGCUGCUCAUAAAGCGAUGGUGCUCAAACACCACCCAGACAAACGAAAAGCAGCAGGCGAGCAGAUUGUGAAAGGAGACAAUGAUUAUUUUACCUGCAUAACAAAAGCAAUAGAGAUUCUGUCAGACCCCAUAAAACGGAGAGCAUUUGACAGCGUGGACCCCACCUUUGACAAUAUGGUUCCCUCCAAGGCCGAAGGCAAAGACAACUUCUUUGAAGUUUUUGCGCCUGCGUUUGAGCGAAAUGCCAGGUGGUCCAUUAAAAAACAUGUGUCCCACCUCGGAUCGCUGGAGUCCUCAUUUGAAGAAGUGGAUAAUUUCUAUUCAUUUUGGUACAACUUUGAUUCAUGGAGAGAAUUUUCAUAUUUGGAUGAAGAGGAGAAAGAAAAAGCAGAAUGUCGAGAUGAGAGACGGUGGAUUGAGAAGCAGAACCGGGCAUCUCGAGCCCAGAGGAAGAAGGAAGAGAUGAACAGGAUCCGAACCCUCGUGGAUGCUGCCUACAGCUGCGACCCGAGGAUCAAGAAGUUUAAGGAGGAGGAGAAGGCCAGAAAGGAAUCCGAGAAGAAGGCCAAAGCCGAGGCCAAGAAGAAGGAACAGGAGGAAAAGCAGCGGGUUCGACAGGCGGAGCUGGAGGCCGUGCGCUUGGCCAGAGAGAAGGAGGAGGAGCAGGCCAAGCAGGCAGCCCAGCAAGCCAAGAAGGAAAAGGAGGUGCAAAAGAAGGCCAUCAAGAGAGAGAGACAGAAACUCAGGACGACAUGCAAGAACUGUAACUACUUUGUGGACGAUGAGGCCGAAUGCGUGAGGAUGAUGGAGAGCGUGGAGAAGCUGUGUGAUCGAUUAGAACUCCUCAGCUUACAGAGUUUAAAUGAGAUUUUGGCUUCAGGCAAUAAGGAGCAAAGUAAAGCAGCCAUAGAAAAGCAGGUAGAGGACGUGAACGAGCAGCUCCAGCAGGAGCGGGAGGCCGAGGUGAAGGCCCAGCAGGCCGCACGCGGCUCGGAGCAGGCCGGCGCCGGCACGGGCUCAGGCAAGGGCUGGACCGAGGAGGAGCUGCAGCUGCUCAUCAAAGCCGUCAACCUGUUCCCCGCCGGGACCAACGCCAGGUGGGAAGUGAUCGCCAACUACAUGAACUUGCAUUCGGGUAGUGGCAUCAAGAGAACCGCCAAAGACGUUAUUAAUAAAGCCAAGACGCUACAGAAACUGGAUCCUCACCAGAAGGAUGAAGUUAAUAAAAAGGCCUUUGAAAAGUUUAAGAAGGAGCACACUGCUGUCCCAGCGUCUGUAGACAAGGCUGUGCCUUCAGAGCGCUUUGAUGGCUCAUCCAGCGACUCUAACCCCGCCCCCUGGACGACAGAGGAGCAAAAGCUCUUAGAACAGGCUCUGAAGACGUACCCCGUCAACACCCCUGAGCGAUGGGACAAGAUCGCUGCCACUGUGCCUGGACGCACCAAGAAAGAUUGCAUGAAGAGAUACAAAGAGCUCGCCGAGAUGAUUAAAGCCAAGAAAGCCGCCCAGGAACAAGUUGCUGCCAAGAGUAAAAAAUGACGGGGAAGGAAACGAACCACACAC